GUAAAGUGAACGGGUCCAAAGUCCACAAUAUCUCUUGACUGGAGUUCAAUGUUCACAUUUUAGCGAAUGAAUAUGAAAUAUUAUUGGUAAUUGCUGCCCAGUUCUUCGCCUGUUUUUCCCUGUUCUAUAAAUAGACUUCGCAAAAGAACUAUUGAACUUUUGCUCCAAAUACGUUAAACCGGCAACUUUAUUUUUCGCAAUUCUUUUAUAAAUCAAUUUGAAAAUGUUGAAGAACGUUGUUACUAUGGUGACCGGAGGAGCAUCCGGCCUUGGCCGUGGAACUGUGGAAAGAUUCGCAAAGCAAGGAGCUAAAGUUGUUAUCGCCGACUUGCCGUCUUCUCAGGGCGCCUCUUUUGCUUCGAGUCUUGGAGAUUCUGCCAUUUUUACACCAGUGGAUGUGACCUCUGAGGCCGACAUUCAGAAAGCACUCGAUGCAACGAAGGAAAAAUUCGGGAAAUUGGACGUUUUGGUAAACGCCGCUGGUAUCGCCGUUGCCUUUAAAGUCUACAAUUUCAACAAAAAUAAGCCCCAUCUUCUGGAAGAUUUUCAAAAGGUGGUCAACGUAAAUCUCGUCGGCAGCUUCAACGUGAUCAGACUCGCGGUUGGUUUGAUGGGCGUGAAUGCGCCAAACGAGGACGGUCAACGAGGUGUUGUGAUCAAUACCGCAAGUGUGGCCGCCUACGAGGGACAAAUUGGACAGGCUGCUUACUCUGCUAGUAAAGCCGGAGUUGUGGGAAUGACCGUUCCCCUGGCUCGCGAUUUGUCCACCCAGGGAAUCCGGGUUUGCACGAUUGCUCCGGGUCUCUUCGACACGCCAAUGCUCCAAGCUCUGCCGCAAAAGGUUCGCGAUUUCCUCGCGCAAACGGUCCCGUUCCCGCAGAGACUGGGAAAGCCCGACGAGUACGCCCAGCUGUGCCAGACAAUCGUUGAAAACCCACUGCUGAAUGGAGAGACGAUUCGUCUCGAUGGAGCUCUGCGUAUGCAGCCUUAAGUCAUUUUUGAAUGGAGUUUGGAAAGCGGUGAUAUCAUGUUAUAAGCAUUUAAAUCCCUGGAGUUUAGCUCAGUUAAAGUCUCCAUUUUAUAAAGAGGAAAA
Belonocnema kinseyi is the source of this 1093-nucleotide messenger RNA. It is a transcript of the gene scu, whose product is annotated as 3-hydroxyacyl-CoA dehydrogenase type-2. Gene Ontology annotation, molecular function: estradiol 17-beta-dehydrogenase [NAD(P)+] activity. Gene Ontology annotation, cellular component: mitochondrion. Bases 224 to 991 code for a protein of 255 amino acids. The record is from RefSeq and is a predicted model, not a curated record. The transcript has 3 exons. Lineage: Eukaryota; Metazoa; Arthropoda; Insecta; Hymenoptera; Cynipidae. Gene Ontology annotation, biological process: fatty acid metabolic process; estrogen metabolic process; androgen metabolic process.